AUGUCAUCGUUUUCGUCACCCGUGUUGGGCGGUGGUGGGAUGCGGCACUGGUCAGCUGUGGCCGUGGCGUCUAGACCCAGUGUCCCCUGUGUGGUCUUCACACCGGAAAACAAUGCUGUUGCGGAAGCUGCGGAAUCCGAGGUGUCAAAAUUGAGAGAACGUGUUCUGCACCUGACGUUCCCGUUGAAGCCAUCGGAAGCCCAGCAAACAUUUGGAGUACCUGGUCGGAGACGGCCUUCGAUGAUGUCGUCGAUGUCACUUCCGUUCGCGUUUUCCUCAUUCCCAUUCUCCUCUUCGCCCGUGCCUCCACCUGACCCCACGCCGAACGAGUAUUUCGGCGAGCCGACCUUCGAAGCGCGCGGUGAAUUCGGAGGAGCACCACUGCGCUGCAUAGCGGAGGAUCGUAUCACUCCGCCUCUGCAGCGUUGCUGCGUUGAAUUGUCCAAGCCAGUGGAAAAAAUUUUAGUCAGGUAUGAACGGUUACCGAAAGAUAUUUUUUCUCCCCCGUUGUCUUCGGAAUGCACCACGAGGACACGAAACGUCAUCACCUGGGGUUCACUGAAACCUGUAGCGUCAUUGUGGAGAUUCUUGUACCAUCGCAGAUGGAUUUGGGCUGCGCAGAGCAGUACUGGAUCCCCGCUUCCGCCUAAUCAUAUCACACAAAUAUUGGCAACGGUUACCGAGAAUCUAGAUGAGCAGACGGGAGAUGACGACGACGAUGAGAGUACGGAGUUCGACGCAAAUGAGUCUGACGGAUUUCUGCAUCUGGUCACUGAAUGCUGGAUAGAACCACAACACGGGAUCGUUGCUGAUCCUCAUCCUUACCAUUUUUCUAAGCUGGCUUACGACAAGAUUCCUCAGGAGGUCUACAAGCAAGACUUGGAGUGCGUUUCUACGUUGAUCACAACUGCACACUUGAGCCUCAUGUGUCAGAAUUCCGCCAUACCGUCACCUUCUGGAAGUUCUCCUCCUUAUGAUUUCAGUACCAGAAUAAGUGGAAGGCCAGAGAUUCAAUACGUGCCGUUUUGCUUUGAUAUCACAAGACUUCUACCGAAGUGCCAGCAAGUAGAGAUGCUCUUCUCGACGUUGAUCCAAGAUUUAUCGGCGAAGUUGGAUCCGACAAACUCGGAGAAUUCUUCCAACAGUAUACCUGAAGAGGCGAUAAAUGAGCAAUUUUUCGCAUGCAUCUUCGAUGAUCUGCGCGAAAUUACCGACCGUGAGGUGACGAUGGGGUCCGUGGAUUGGGAGAAAUUCCCGCUUUUGGUUCGCUUGCGAGACCGACCGUGGGAAAAUUCCGAGGUUCCCUUCGAAUGCCCGUACACGAGUAAAGAGGAGGAUCUUCCCAAAUGGCGAUGCUUCGUGAAAGGUGUUAGUCCUACUCAUUCACUUUUGAUCAUUCUCCCGGCGUCCUACGACGAUCUGUUGAAGCUCAUAAUUCGUGAAAAGAAAACCCGGAGCUCGGAUGGGACAGAAACUAACUCGAUGCAGUUUCCCUCAAAAUCGAUUCGCUUGGUCGUUGAGGGAGUGGAUGAUGCACCAGACGCAUUGCUCGGUUGCACUGGGGCGACUGGUCGAGCUGGUGUUGGUUUAUUAUCAAGCGAUGUGGAAUCGGGAAUGAUCGGGAGAAGCAUGUCUCUGGGAAAUGCGCCCCCACCGUCCGUCUCCGUCGGUCGAGCCCGUGCAAAAAGUGGCAGUGGCAUACUCGCUCGGAAUCUUCAGAAGCAAAGUGAUCUGUCAGAUUGGGCGAAAAAAAUUCUGUCAAAGAAAGCAGAAUGCAGUCAUCUCUCAUUAAGCAAGAGCGUAUUGAAUAGAAGCUUUGAAGGCAGUACAGGGGAUUCCAUUCGAUCCUCCUUGGAAGCCGUCUUUAUACCCGAUAACGGGCUUUUGCCGGAGAGCCGGAAGUUCUGGGCAGCGGGAUCCGACGGUAACGGCAUACCGUCUAUACCAAGUAGAACGUCUGUUUUUGAUUCGGUAGAAUCGGAUAGUGUCGGCUCGACCUCGAAUCUUCCAUCAUCUGUGAAAGGAUCCCAGAAACAGCAUCGUCCACUUUAUGGAUCAGUCGUCCUCCCUAUUUAUGUUUAUGACUGUCCAUUAUCCGGGAUGAUCAGCUCUUUAGUUUGUCGGCAUGAAGCUCGUGCGCGAGAAAAAGAUGAAUUUUUUGAUCACACGUACAAAUUCAACUCGGAGUUGCCAGAAAUGAACGUUUCCGUGACAGGAGGGUCUUCAGGCUCAAAUGCGAAGUUCGAUCGGAAAGCACCUCCAACUCCUAGCACACCAGAUGAGAAGCAUCGCAGAGGUAUCACUCGAUCUGGCAUGUGCGAGUCUAUCGAACUUUGUGUUAUGAAGAGCUUCAUCACGUCAGUAUUCAAGUGUCUCCAGCAAAAACUGACAGUUCAUGCACAGGACGUGCUGGCAGCUGUUGAAAGAUGUCAAGAUAUUCCAAUUGAGCUUGAUUUGACCGAUUUUUUGGAGGGCACAAACACGGAAAUGAAUUUCGAUGAAUGCGCUGGGCAGACCGAUUCUGGCAAGUCUUUCAAUACGUCAGAUUCAAUUGUAUUCAAACAUGAAUCGAGCGAAUUCAAUUUGGGAGCCGUUGCUGAACUAUUGCCGUGGCUGGAACACUUCGGAGAAAGCAUGGACAUGACGAAGACCCAGAUUCAGUUGAACGUCUUAUGUCUGACAUUGCCCCCCAUCAUUUUGUCGACUUUGACCAAAAGGGGUCGUGAGGGACUUCGCUCCACAUCUUUCUGCUCUGGAGCAUCUUCAGAAUGUAUAGACCCAUCCGAAGCUCUCCACGGUGAAGAUGAUUCGGACAACUCCGUGAUUGAUGAUCGACCAUCUCGAUAUUUCAGUGACGGUCGGUUCGACAAUGCGCUUGAUCUCCUUCCAGCAUUUCAAAAAAUGUCCGUUUAUGACACCGUGGAUGAAAUGAAAUGGCUCUUGAUGGAUGAGAUGGUAUCCUCAAUGCUGGAAAAUGAGAAUUUGGAUUCUUCGUUGCUGGCUAUGGUAUGUGAUCAUGUUCGUCAUUCCAAUGGGCGUGCCUCGUGUAUUUAUAGGGAAGUUCCGUUGGAAUUCGUGUGCUACCCAGAUGCCAGCUACGAAAAAUUUGUUGAGAAACUGAAAGAUUUCAAAGUGAACCAGUACAAGCUGCGUCAGGUGGAAGGAUAUUACUACGUAUCAGAAAUUAGUUCCGUUUCUGACAACGAGUUCUCCGUCGUGGACGCAUCAAAUUCGGAAGUGUUUGAUGAAGCAGGUCCGCGGUUUCUGCAAAAUCUACACGUGAAAAAGAAAGAAGCGAAUUCUUGGAACGUCGGCCAGAGUUCGCAAAAUGCCGAACGAAGUCUGCAUCAAGAAAGCGAUGGAUUUGUUGGGUCAGCUGAUAGAAUUAAUACGGUGGAAGACAUUCAUAGAAUUCAUCUUUCAUCUACUAGUUCAGAAGACGAUCGAAUCCGCUUGCCGGGUUUCUGGUUGAUUCUCUGUGUGGACAGGGAUAAAGUGAAAACUUAUUUUCAUUGCCGUUCGGGUUCAGGGGAUAUCCAUUUGGUCGACCGUUGGAGGAAGGUGUAUUAUGAAGUUAUCGCAAAAAUUAAAAGUACUUGCAAGAUCGUUAACCAAAUCUUGCUACUGCAAGAUCUCCACGAUUCUCGUUCUUGUCGGCAACUUCUUGAACCGGAAGCGCCCGAGGAUGUUUGGCCCAAAGAUGAUGCCACGUCCACCCUGGCGAUACUGGACCCUGCGAGUCCUCGGAUGUAUCCGAAAGACCGUUCUCCUGAUGACACUGAUAUGGAAAAGCCCUUUUUGGAAGCCAGUUUGCGUUUGAAACCGGGCGAAUUCUCUUGUGGCGCUGUUUUGAUCGUGCAGUUUUACCUGCAUCCGCGAUUGAAAGCCCCUGGAGUGAAAACGGGUGCCCAUAGAGCUGUUACGGUCCUACAAGGAGUUUUAUCCGCGUUCUCCGUGGUCAACCGCAAGAACAUAUUGCAUGAAAGUCCACCGAAAAGGGACUUGUUCGGUCCUUUGGGCAUCUGUGAACGUUCCGAUGAACCAGUUGCUGCAUCUGGUCGAUUCAGGUCUUACUCUUAUGGGUCAACGUUUCCGUCUCGAACAGCGGACCACGACGCAUCUUAUGAGGCAUGUAACAUAUAUUUAUGGAAUUGUGCGUCUUGGCUUGAUUUAAGUCAAAUUCUUGCCGAGCAGUCGUCGGCUGAGAAUGAAUCUCCGAUUUCAAACUCUCUCAGUCAGCGGAACUGCGAUGAUUUCCUCUUCCUUGUAGUUCAUGGUGUUUCUGAAGCAAGCCCGUCCAUAACGGUUGGACUCGUCGAAAUGUUGCGCAAGCGUCUUGAUGAAGCUGUUUUAGACAUAAUCACUAUCAUGCUGUUGAGGAAUUCUCAAUGCAAAUUGCGGCCGGAAGAUGUUCACUUUAUUCAGCGUCCACACGAAAAACCUGUGGAUGAGUUCAAAUUGCGCUUGCCUAUUUGGAGUGUACCGUAUCUACCGGCAGUGUAUUUGUAUUUGAAGCAGAAUCUGAUGCAAUUCUUGUAUCCACCGAGAUAUAUUGAUAACAAGUCGGAGCACCAUUUUGUGGAUGGAUGGGAAGAUGUGCAGGAUGAUCCUCAUGCAACACCAUCGGAGCAACACGAAGGGGACAUUUUAUUGUAUUUGUUAGGGAAUAAGCCAGGAGCAGGAGCGGACGGAAUAGCAUGCAUUUCAAUGGUGAUAGCCGAUGGAGCUGGUAUUCGAGUUGUGUGGAAUUCUACGCAGUAUCCACGUGGUCGACUGGUUAUUGGUCCUCUGGCGUUGUCGCCCCUCCAAUCAAACCGUCGCACUCCAUGGACUGAGAGCGACUUUCAUGCUGUAGUGCAAGUUAAAGAAGUACCAGUGACGGAAAAAUUCAGGAAGACCCCUGGUUCUGAUAGCUCAGAGCCGGACGCCGAAGAUAGAGAAGUUGAAGCCUUUUUCUCCAGGGGUAUGUCAGCGACCGUGUCUUUCAAAGUGUGGUCUCAAGGAAAAAUAGAUACCAGCCAACUACGAGGCAAGCUGCGUUUGGCGGUCCAACAGUCUUUGUGGGACUUGUAUUCGGAGUACAAAGUUUUUCUGCCGAUGUCCGAAGAAGAUGGAUCGUGCAAAAUGGAAAGCUCUUCAGAACCGACUACGCCUCUCAUAUUUCCCCGUCGAUCGUCAGUUGGUGGUCUGAGCGUGUCGCAUCCUCCUGAUCGAACGCCUUCACCGGGACAGCAGCAGGGUGCAAGAUCACCGUUGAAAUCUCAGUUAUCGCUGGCAGAACCUCCUGCGAAAACAAGGGUAAACGACUAUUACUCCAGACGCUCACCGCAAGCGGAAACCGCACAACGACCGUCGUUCGAAGUACUUGAAAAUGUUUUCCUCCCCUGGCUGGAUUUUGGUUUUGAUGACUUGAACGUUCCAUCGGUGCGAAGAACUGCUGUUGUUCUUUCAUCAAGGCAAAACGUCGACUCAUUCUUACGGGAAUUUUGUGGAAUUGUUGAAGGCAUGGAUGACGAAUUAUCGGUUUUUGUUGUCGAUGCUCCGAAAUCCACAAGGCUGGAAAGUGAACGUCGUCUGCGUAGAAAAGUUGAGCGUGUAGGAAGUCACACGCAAACCCCGAGUUGCGUCAGCAGGAAUGGUUCGAACGAGUCCCCGUGCUCCGUGGACUACCAAACUUUUGUUCCAGUUUCAGACCAAGAAAGCAUCAAAGGCGAUCGGGAAUGCUUGAGUCGUUUCAAGUAUAUGUUGAGGCCCUCAUCGCAACCAGAAUACUUUUUAUUCGCGCGAAGACUCGGCUACUGGAAGUUCUCUCAGUUUUCUAUUCCAGAAACUGAACGAAGCCACUCCAGUGCAAAGGGCCCAGUGAGAUUUCAUUCCGGAGCACCGGUCGUUGGUCCGUCUCCGUCUAUCACUCCGACAUUACCGGGUCAGUCCACCUUCCAGCCGGUAUCGAUUCUUGCUGUUUCGAGCCUGGUUGGUUCUUCAUCCAGCAUUUUCGCUUCUCCCGAUCCAUCGAAGUUCGUUGUCACGAGACAGAAUUUGAUAUAUGUCACCGUUAAGGACAAAGAUGUAAUUAUCUUCACGUACAACUGGUCGAGGGACGCGAAUGAACAGUUGAUGGUGCAGACGAAUCGCUUGACCGCAUGGCUCAAUAGUAGAACGAGGCUCUUACAUUCAAUUGUGUAUCAGAAGCUUGGGCUUUUUAAUGGGCAACCAAUCGUUAACGUUGAUCGAAAGGACAAAGAUUCUAGAUAUUUUCAAGAUGUAGACGCGUUAAUCAAAUGCCAACGGUUUCCGAGUCGUGACGGCACGACAGCCGCUGAACAGAGUCGCCACAAUAGCGGAUCGUCACAUCACGAAGACUUGCGUUCCCAUCGACCGCCUCCUGGCCCUCCCCCGAUUCUGGAUCCCCUAGCUCCCCCUGCGAUAACCUUGCCAAUAUUUCUCGAAGUCUACCGUGACACGCAGCCGCGUCUUCCGCUGCACAUGACAAAUUACGGAAUUUCCCGCGACAUCGUUGGUCGUCAUGGGCGUCAGAUGCAGGAGAUCCGUAAAGCGGAAUUCAGUGAAGUGCCGCAUUUUCGUGGUUUGUUUUCACGCACAGAAACGGAACGAAAAGCAAGAAUACAGAAUUUGGCGAUGGAAGCGCAGGCAAAUGUCCCGGUGAACAUGAACCAUAUACAAGAUGUUUGUACGUCCGUUGCGCGACCGAUGCAUUUCAUUUACACUCCGCUGCUGUUCCUCCCGCGUUGGCGCUCGAUUUUGGCGUCGAUUCGAGAUCAUUCUGCGUUUGUAGCCUUUGGUGUCGGAAACGAGGUUGAUGCUUCACACCCUACUCAAACCCCACCCGCUACGUCCACGUCAAAUCCUUUCGUGGGCGGUGGAUCAGUUGUGCCUCCAGAACCUCCUCCGAUCACGAGAUCGCGGCAUAAUUCCGGACAGACUAUCACUUCUGGAGAACCGCGACUGUCGUCUGCCUUUUCUCGUGGAGCUAGAAAUUGUUGGGGCCCUGCACCAACGGAGGACGAAUCAUGGCAUCUGACUCUACUUGAAACUUACAUGAGAGAGUACAUCCAGUACCUUGUAUCGCUGGGGUUCAUGUCCAUCCAAACUCGCAUUACAACGGGUCCUGGGAAAGGAAUGGAUGGAAAAUCGAUGGUUGCCGAGACUCCACCGCCUCUGCUAAUAGUGAGUGGAAGCUCCCGGUUGCCCAUGGGAAAUGUUUUCGGUGCAGGUGGAGGUUUCGGCAGAAUCUUGCCUCAGUUUUUGAUGAAGCCAACCGUCGGAGGCCUAAUAGUGGUUGAAGUUGGCAUCAGUGAACCUUAUGCGUACACCAAGUUGUUCGGUUUGGAAGGCCCACGUCUGAUCCCGAAAAAUUCCACAACUCCGCGGCAGCACAUCUUGAAUUUUAUUGCGGAGUGUGAUUCGAUCAUGUUCGUGCUUCACAUGCAUUCCUUCUCGUAUGAUUAUCAUCUGAGGACCUUACAUGCCUAUUUAUCGGCGAGAAACUUGCUGUUCAGGCACGGGUAUCACUUGACAUCAUUUUUGGAUGACUUCAUAAAGUACUACACGAAGGGCCCAAAUUAUGCUCGAAAUUUGAUCCAUUCAGGGACCAUGGUGAUCGAGAAUACGUAUACACCUGGAGUCGAGCUGUACAAUUACUUGAUGAAUCACUGCGAAAAGAUUUAUGAGAUGCGGGUCAUGCGAGUUUCACCAUGCAAUACAUCUACUGCGAGUUCAGCAGGAGCCGAGUCUGAGUACGUUUUGAUAAAAUUGUCAACGCACGUUGCGACGUAUAAAGACGCUAAUGAAGUUCAACAACGGGGAGAGUUCGACGUAACCGUAGUCAUAGCUCUGGACAACGAAAGCUGGGACGGACGCGUGACGUCGGAGAAUUUCAUCGCUUUGAAAUUCUACGUAAUGUUGACUAACAAACGCGACGUUUACCCGAAGCAAGUUCCGUCGAGGUUUGGCAAAUUCCGCACUGUUAGCACGCCAACUACACCCACAACGCCGACUCACCCGAAGCCUGUUUCGUUGGCAUCGAGUAUUUCUUCUAAUGGCAUUCGGGAUCAUGAUGAAAUCGGAAGUGACAGAUCAGUUGGGCCUGCGACCCCCACGGUACUUACGCCGAAUCCGACACAGUUGAGUGGCUUUGUAUCGUGGAGUGCGUCGAAGCCAUCAGUUCGAAGGAGAACCCAGAAGGGCUUCAUGGGCAUUAAAGUCGAGUCAGUAUUUUACACUGGAUUUUUCUCGAGCUACGAAGAAGCAAUGCAACAAAUCCUUGCCGAGCAACCGUGUACAAUGAGCUUCAGCGAGUUUUCGGAACUUCUGAGUUUGGUCGUCGUUCGUUCGUUGCGAGACCUUGACCCCAACCUUGCCCCUUUGUUCCACAUGAGUGCUGGCUGGUUCACCGGUCUGGCGAAGUUCAUGAUAAGCCGUUAUCCCGAAGAACACAGGACAUUUUCUCCUCACGACGGAACUCAGAUGAUGCAGUAUGUACUAACGUGGAACUCGCCAUCGCCGAAGUCUUGCUUCGCAUUCUUGUUCAUUGAUCACAGUACUCCUCGAGUGGAAUUGGGCAUUGCGUAUAAAGAACCGAUUAUCGAAGAACUCUUCAAAUUGGAGCAUCCGCCGGAAAGGGUGUCGACCAUAAUGGCCCACACUGAGGCUUUCGUCGAUCUCUGUUGUUUCCACCUUUGGUCAAAUAUUGUUUUGAAAGUAUAAUUAUAACGACAUUGAUUCAUUGAUGCUCCAAUAAGGUGCUCAACCGGCUGAGGUCAGUGCAAAGUACUGCUCAAGAAUUUUUCCAUGAAAACAAAUUUUUUUUGACCCAGUGGCCAGUGCCUGUAUGGGUAGUCUCGCUCUCUAUGCGUUGAGUUUUACAUCGAUAUAAACGGGAAUGUGCAAUUCAUUAAGGAGCAUUUUCGUUAUCCGGCGAGCUUAGUCAUCUGGAAAUCGUUUAAACGAAGGGACUACCUGUGAUCGUGCUCUAGUGCUGUGAUUGAGCGGUCAGGUGUUCCUGCAAUGACCUUACAAAACUUCAAUUGUCAUUGCCUCAGUUACCGGUUCAAAGGAAGGCAUUUCGUGUGCUUCCAUCGGAUAAAGCUUCUUGGUUACAGUUCGCGUGAGAUGAAGUGUGUGCUGGGGAUAAUUUCGUUAAUUUCGCAUGAUCUGUUGAGAGAUGUGAUUCAUUAAAAUUGGUUUGGGAAUCCUA
This is a messenger RNA of Notodromas monacha, 9217 nucleotides long. NCBI's taxonomy places the organism in Eukaryota, Metazoa, Arthropoda, Ostracoda, Podocopida, Cyprididae. The record is from the annotation of a GenBank genome assembly.